Molecule: messenger RNA, 944 nt
Organism: Owenia fusiformis
Lineage: Eukaryota; Metazoa; Annelida; Polychaeta; Sabellida; Oweniidae
Source: the annotation of a GenBank genome assembly
AUGGCUGACUUGCAUCAUGGAAGAAUUACAGCUAUCGAGACAAGAAGACAGCUAUAUAACAGACAGUUACAGAAACAUACAGUAAGAUGGCCCAAAGAAGUCCUAAUGCUCCAACUCCCAAAAGGAGAAGAUCUUCAACUGCAGAUGUAUUUGAGUUUGGGACAAGCUCGCCAGGCCAAGGAACCCCGCCAAGCAAUGCCAAGCUGAGGCAAAUCAUAGCCAACCAGAAUGCCAUAUUAAAGCUUAUGGAGGAGGAGAAAGCCCACAGGAUGAAAAAGGAAGAAGAUGCACACAAGAAAUUUGAGAGAAAUCCACAUAUAGCGGCUCUUGUACCUGUUUGCAUCAGAAGCUGUACAACUCUUCUUAACUUAGAUCCAUGGAAUUUUGAUGCUAAGUUCAUAGCUCCUGAAAACAUGCAGCUCAAUAGGAAAGUAACUGAAGAGAUUUUAAAACACAAUGACAAGUGGUCAAUCACUGUAGUGGAAGCUCAUCUGAAAAGAUACUUUAACAUUAAAAGAACAUAUUCGAGAAGAGCAAACCGGCCUGGGGCCUCACUCAAACACAAGGAACAAAUCACAAGACGAAACAGACUAACUAGGAAGCUUAAAAGUCGCAAGGAUGCAUUAGGAAUGUUGGAAUCUGAAUGGUCGGAGACUAAGAUAGCCCGUGUUGGAGCUAUUUUAACAGAAGAAUACAUCUCAAGUGAUGAGGAGGACAUAAAUGAAGAGGAUUCAUCUUUAAAGCCAAAUUGCCGCCCAAAGUUAGUUAAGAAACUCACUUGGGAGUCAGAUCGGCUAUGUAAAGUGAAGCAAGCUCUUGAUGAGAAAUACAGAAGCAAACUUAGCAAAGCGUCCAAAAAGAACUUUGCGAAAUCUACAAGAGGAAAGGCGACAUCCAUUAGAGAGGCUCCUGAGAAUGCUCCAAGUUGGACAUUGAAAUUGUAA